AUGUACGAAGGGAUUGACAACCUGAAAUCCCUUUACGACCGUGCCGGGAAGACUUUCUCCAGCGGUCCUUCUGCGGCACAGGAUGUGCCGCAUCGUACUGCUCAACCAGACCCAGUACGUCAGCCAUCAGUUGGGAGCGGGGCUCCCAAGUAUCCCAGGACGGGGGAUAGCCGCGCCACCGGACGAGGUAACUCGUCCGACGUCCGUUUAUAUCGCGGUGGUUCAACAGCUGCUCAACCAGAUAGCGCUGGCCACCGCGAGAGCCCUCUAAUGGAGGUGGAGGAGGAGGGAAAAUGCUCUCCACACUGUCAUGGGGAUCCGUGUGUUCCCGAGAGCUUCUUUGAUCGCGUAACGCAAGGGUUACGCGGCGAUCUUGAACAUGAGCGGGACAGGCGUCUUCAACUGGCGGACGCUGUCUUGAAGCAUCGAGCUGAGUUUGCGUUUGCUCAUCUUGAGAACGAGAGAGCUCUGACGUCUCUUCGUGACGAGCUAAGGGUAGCUCGUGGGAUUGUUGAUCGGUCUCGGGAUGAGAUAGCUGCUCUUCAGACCCUUGUCGAUGGCCACCAUCGGGAGCACAAGGCUCUCGGCGAGAUGCUUGAGCGCAAGGGCGUUCUUCAUCGGAAGAAGCAGCGUACUGAUGGUACGGCUUAA
Peronospora matthiolae is the source of this 651-nucleotide messenger RNA. NCBI's taxonomy places the organism in Eukaryota, Oomycota, Peronosporomycetes, Peronosporales, Peronosporaceae. The record is from the annotation of a GenBank genome assembly.